Messenger RNA from Trematomus bernacchii (emerald rockcod), 1502 nucleotides. Its product is annotated as ornithine decarboxylase-like. The transcript has 7 exons. Gene Ontology annotation, cellular component: cytoplasm. The coding region runs from base 1 to 1068 and encodes 355 amino acids. Gene Ontology annotation, molecular function: ornithine decarboxylase activity. NCBI's taxonomy places the organism in Eukaryota, Metazoa, Chordata, Actinopteri, Perciformes, Nototheniidae. The record is from RefSeq and is a predicted model, not a curated record.
AUGUUCUUAGGAGGUACAAACUGGUUUUCAGGUCCUUCCUUUCUGAAAAAAGAUGAAGGAGCACCUCCUCAGGAAAAGAUCUUUGGGCUUGUCGAACCGGACUUGGACACAGAUGUGCGACCGGACAGCGAGGAGCCGUUCUUGGUGGCGGACCUCCAGUCUGUGAUCGAUCGUCACCAGCAGUGGCUGACUCUCCUCCCUCGAGUGAAGCCUUUCUACGCCGUGAAGUGCAACAACACCCCCGCCGUGCUGAGGGUCCUGAGAGCGCUGAGCACCGGGUUCGACUGCGCCAGCAAGCGAGUCCAAACGAUGACCUUUGACAGCGAGGAAGAGCUCAGAAAGAUCUCUCUCUGUCACCCCAAGGCCAGAUUGGUGCUCCGGAUCGCGGUGGAUGACUCCGAUUCGCUGUUGAGACUCAGCGCUAAGUUUGGUGCUGGUCUGGGAUUGGUGGAGAAGCUGCUGGGUCUCGCUGUAGAUCUGGACCUCACAGUGAUUGGCGUCAGCUUCCACGUGGGCAGCGGCUGCACCGGGAGUCAGGCCUUCCAGAAAGCCAUCGCCGACGCACGACAAGUCUUCGACAUCGCCAGUGUGUUGGGCGUUCAGAUAAGUCUCCUGGAUAUCGGCGGUGGGUCGAAUUUCACAUCAAACUGUGAGGAGAGCGGCCCUGGUGGACAGAUGAUGUAUUACAUCAACGAUGGAGUGUAUGGAUCCCUGAGCUGCAUCGUCAACGACCCGGCUCACCCCCCCAUCCAGCUGCUUCCUCACAGGGCCGUGGGGGUCGGCGAGGUGAGGUACUGCUCGGUGGUCUGGGGUCCGACCUGCGACAGCUUUGAUAAAGUGUCGGACAGCGCCAUGAUUCCUGAGCUGCAGGUGGGCGACUGGCUGCUCGUCCACCACAUGGGGGCGUACUCUGUCUCUCUGAGCACCGACUUCAACGGCUUUGAAAGAGCCAAGGUUUUCCCCGUGGUGACGGAGGAGACGAGGCGCCUCUUAGAGCUCCGUCACACCUCAGUGAAGAAACAACCUGGAGACACUUCUGUUGGACAAAAGGAAUAUUGUGCUCUGUAAACUCACUGCAUAUGCUGGCCACUAUGCCUCUCUUCCAAUUCACAGCUUCAUCCCUUCCACCCUUAAUCCCUAAAUCCCUGCACCCAUUCACCCCUCCCUCCUUACGUCUUUCUUCACCCUCCUUCACCCCUCCCUCCUUACGUCUUUCUUCACCCUCCUUCACUCCUCUCUCCUUACGUCUUUCUUCACCCCUCCCUUCCUAGAUCCCUUCACCCUUGUAUGCCUUCACCCCUACAUCCUUUUAUCCCUCCUUCCCUACAUCCCUUCACCUAAUCAUCCCUCCCUUCUUAGAUCCCAUAAACACUUCAUCCCUCCCUUCCUCCCUCCCUUCACUCGUCUUUUCCUUUAAAGACCUUUACCUUGUUCCACAGCCUUUAAAGCUUUCAUUCAUCAAAAAAAUUGAAAAAGGUAAAACAAUAAAUUCCUGAAAAAUG